UUUCUCCAAACAACAAAUUGUCAAUUUGCCGCAUUUCAAUUCAUAAGGUACUUCCCUCCGUACCCAUUUUGCCAUAGCCACAAAAUUUUACUGUCAUCCCGACUUAAUUGAGAUCGAAGCAUAGUUAUUACAAUUAUUAUCUUAUUAUGAUCGGUAUGAUGAACUCUUCUGCACUAAUGUGCAAACAAGCAUGGCCAAAUUUGCUAAACUUGCGAAAUUUGCCUCAGAAGGACAAGGUUGUGGUGGUCAUGGGAGUCACUGGUGCCGGAAAAUCAAGACUCUCCAUCGACUUAGCCACUCAAUUCAGAGGAGAAAUCAUAAAUUCCGACAAAAUACAAGUGUACAAAGGCCUCGAUAUUGCUACGAACAAAAUCACACAUGAAGAACGUUGCGGUGUACCUCAUCAUCUCCUAGGUGUAAUUGAUCCUUACAAAGAAUUCACCACAAAAAAUUUCUGCAACAUGGCUUCAUUAUCCGUUAGCUCUAUAACUGACCGCGGUAAACUUCCCAUCAUCGUUGGAGGAUCUAAUUCAUUCAUCGAGGCACUUGUCCACGACAAUUCUUAUCAUUUUAGUACGAGGUACGAUUGUUGUUUCCUAUGGGUCGACGUGUCAAUGAACAUACUAAAUUCGUUUCUAUACGAACGAGUGGACAAAAUGGUCGAUCAAGGAAUGAUUAACGAGGUAAGAAACAUGUUUAAUCCAAAAAGCAAAGAUUACACCAAAGGCAUACGUAAAGCAAUUGGUGUCCCAGAAUUUGACAGUUAUUUUCGAGCUGAACUGUCAAAUUCCGUGGACAUAGAGACACGUGAGAGACUUCUAAAGGAUGCUAUCAAUGAAGUGAAGAUCAAUAACUGUAUACUAGCUAGUAAACAGUUAGAGAAAAUUAAACGAUUGAUUAACGUUAAGGGAUGGAAAGUGCAUCGAUUAGAUGCAACGGAAGUAUUCACAAAAAAGAGGAAAGAAGAGGAAGAAAAAGCUGAGGAAAUAUGGAAGAAUAUAGUGAUGGGACAGAGCACAAAGAUUGUGGGUAAAUUUUUAUGCGAAGAUAAUAGGAAAUCAAUGGUUUAUACAAGUGAUGGGACAGCAAGUUGUGCAUUAAUCUGAAGACGUGUUUUUUGGUACCUUAGUUGAGCGUGUGAUUCGCCAGUUUUGGGAGAUAACAUUCAUAUAUGUCCACCAACAGCUAGCUUUAGCAUCAUAUAGUUUAUUUUUAUUUUUCACUGAUCACUAUUGUAACUACAUAAAGACUGUAACCCUUUUGCUAUGGAACAUCAAAUAAUAAUUGACACAGAGAUCUUAUACAAUA
Molecule: messenger RNA, 1308 nt
Organism: Lycium ferocissimum
Lineage: Eukaryota; Viridiplantae; Streptophyta; Magnoliopsida; Solanales; Solanaceae
Product: adenylate isopentenyltransferase 3, chloroplastic
Exons: 1
Coding region: 147-1106 (319 amino acids)
Biological process (GO): tRNA modification; cytokinin biosynthetic process
Cellular component (GO): mitochondrion
Molecular function (GO): tRNA dimethylallyltransferase activity
Source: RefSeq, a predicted model, not a curated record